This is a messenger RNA of Folsomia candida, 2430 nucleotides long. RefSeq lists its product as uncharacterized. The record is from RefSeq and is a predicted model, not a curated record. Lineage: Eukaryota; Metazoa; Arthropoda; Collembola; Entomobryomorpha; Isotomidae. The coding region runs from base 1 to 2430 and encodes 809 amino acids. The transcript is spliced from 2 exons.
AUGUCUACUAAUAAUUAUGUCGGAGGAUGGAACAAAUUCUACAAUAUACUUAGAAGGCUUCGCGGUGAAGCAAGUGAAGAAGUCAUUGGAAAGAUCAAGAAAUUGGAGUCACUCUACAAACAAGAAGUCCAUUUAACAAACAACACUAUUUUUCUACGACGUUGCAAAAAAUAUGACAUUAUCCCAACCGGACUACUACUCAAAGAUUUCUCCAUAAGAUUCGGACCUCAUGAUAAGAUCCAAAGUUUUCAAAAACGAACUGAGUCAAACUUAUUAAACUGUCUUAUCAAUGUAAACUACACCAAGCAAAAUAAAAUUCAAUCAGAAAUGAAGAAAUUAAGAACAACCAUUCGAGAGUCAAUCCCUACAUUAUGGAACUGGCUAUGCAACUUAAUGAACAAUAUGAGAAACUCCCUUCAUCUGAAAAUUUCCAGCACGCAGAAAAAUAAGUUCAAUAGACUUAUGGAGAAAAGAGCCGAAAAUGUCUGUACCACAGCAUAUCAAAAUAAUAAAGAUUUACUCCAGAAACCAACAAUUAAAAACUUGUCAUCCCGGCCUCUUUCUGCAUUGGAAGAAAAAUUACUCAACCUAGGACUGAACUUUUCUCUUCCCAUAAAAAAUGUUGGAAACACUAUGAUUGACACUGCAGCGACCCUGGAACUUCGAAUGAUGAAUAUGGAACUGACAGAUAAUGACAAAAACAAAAUCAGAACCGGAGUAGCAAGAAUAAUGGCCAAACACAUUAAAAAAGAACAAAUCCAACAAAGAUGGGAAAAGUGGAUAAAUAAUUCAAUCAGAUCCUUACUUCAAGACACGACAAUAUGUAUUACUAAAGCGGACAAAGGAAAUUGCGUGGUCAUCAUGGACAGAGAAACGUAUAGAGAAAAAAUGGCUGCAAUGAUCAUGUCUGGUCCAUACACCAUGCUAAACCAUGACCCAACCCCACUUCAUGCGAAAAACGUUGCAGAAAAGUGUCAAAUCUUGAAAGAAAAUGAGAUCCUGCCCGAAAAUAUUUUACCACAAUUAAUAGAAAAGAAUCCUCGAGCUCCAAUAAUUUAUGGUGCUCCCAAAAUCCACAAGUACAACAUCCCGUUAAGACCAAUUGUGGAUUACAGAUGCUCUCCAACAUAUAAAUUGUCCAAAUAUUUAGCAAAUAUUCUAACUCCAGUCGCCUCAAAACAUGAAUUCUCAAUCAAAAACUCUACUGAACUCGUCAAGGAUCUAAAGAAAUUAAAAUCAAGACCAGGUGACAUCAAAGUUUCUUUCGAUGUUACCUCUCUCUUCACAAUGGUCCCAAUACCAGAGACUAUAGAUUACAUCAAAGAAAGAUUGGAAUCAUAUCCACAACUCGCGGAAUUAACAAAACUGUCCGUGGAAGAUAUCAUAUCACUCCUAAGAUUAUGUACAUCCGCUUCAUAUUUCCAAUUAGAAGAGAAAUAUUACAAACAAAACCAUGGGACGGCGAUGGGGUCUCCUCUUUCCCCCGUGAUGGCAGAGUUUUUCCUUCAAAAACUGGAAUUAACACUUAUCAGAAGCAACCCCCACAUCUACUUUUGGAGACGCUUUGUGGAUGACAUAUUGUGUAUAAUCAGACGAAGGAGAAAAGACCAAAUAUUACAAAUGAUCAACAAUUUUCAUCCAUCCAUCCAUUUCACAAUGGAGGAAGAAAUUGAUGAAAGAAUACCAUUCCUUGACAUUUUAAUUUAUCCUAAAAAUGACUUUUCUUUAGGCCAUUACAUUUACAGAAAACCAACUCAAACAUCCCAAUAUCUCAAUUUCCGGUCAUUCCACCCUCGUGCUCACAAGAUUGGUGUCAUCGACACACUACUUACCAGAGCCAUCCGACUUUCAGACGUGGAACACCUUAAUGAUGAAAUCAAACUUACCAAAAUCAUACUAGAGAAAAAUGAUUAUCCUUCAUCUCUUAUUAAUAACCGUGUGACCAGGAUGCGGAUAAAAUGUCAACAAGAUCAACGGGAAAAAACGGUUGACAUACAGAAAAGGAUCAUUCUUCAGUGGGCUGGAGAUGUAACGUCAAAAAUUGCAUCCUACUUACGAAAAACUAUGGACGUGGAAAUAGCAUAUUAUCCCGGACCGAAACUGGGUUCAAUUUUAUGUAAUGCUAAGCAGAAGCUGAACAGACCAAGAGCUGGAGUGUACCAAAUCAAAUGCAACUCUUGUCCAGAUGUGUACAUUAGUGAGACCGAACGAGACUUUUUGAUAAGAAUUAAUGAACACCAAAACGAUAUUAGAAGAGCCAGUAUAACUUCUCCUGUUGCACUACACAUGCUGGAAAACAAUCACGAAUUAGACACAACAUCCUUCCGUCUCAUAGUUCCUGAACACCGGAAAUUCUUUCGCAAAUUUAAAGAAUCCCUCUACAUAAAGAAAAUGGACAACAAAAUGAACGUUUCCAAAGUAACCAAGUAG